Messenger RNA from Eruca vesicaria subsp. sativa (arugula), 1119 nucleotides. The record is from the annotation of a GenBank genome assembly. NCBI's taxonomy places the organism in Eukaryota, Viridiplantae, Streptophyta, Magnoliopsida, Brassicales, Brassicaceae.
GACCAAAGAACCAGAUGCUUACAAUAGAUUAAAAAAAAAACAGUUUUCUAAUGAAUGGAGGUAGCGUCUUUUGUAUCAAGACAUCACUACAAAGAUCAUCAUCAAUCUUCUUCUCCUCCAAGAUCUUGACCCGACCCACUUACAGAUUUUCACCCGCAACUACAGUCGCCAUGAGCACCAACACAAGCAAAAGUCAAGAGGAGCUCGAUUCCAUUUUCAAGCAGAAACGUGUCGUGCGUUCCACUGUCCGUAAAUCCCUAAAAGCCAUGGACCCUUCCCUCCGAAUCCAACAAGAUGAUGCCAUUCAAAACACUGUUCUUGAAGCUCCUUGGUUCAAAUCAUGUCGGGGAUUGUGUGCUUACAUUAGCUGCAAGUCUCUUAAUGAAGUCGACACUUCUAAAAUCUUGUCUAAGAUUUUGCAACAAACUGAUCCAAAUACAAUGGCACAGAAAAAGCUAUAUGUCCCUUGGGUAGAGGAUAAGAACAGUAACAUGCGUAUGCUGCACAUAUCUCAUAUGGAUGACCUCAUUGCAAACUCUAUGAACAUUUUGGAGCCAGCUCCAGUUGAUGCUCAAGGGAAUCAGCGUGAAGAUGUGUUACAAGCAGAGGAACCAAUCGAUCUAUUCAUCUUGCCAGGACUUGCGUUUGACAAAUGUGGGCGACGAUUAGGCCGUGGGGGUGGCUACUACGACACUUUCUUGAAGAGAUACCAGGACCGUGCAAAGGAGAAGGGCUGGAGCAAUCCACUCAAGGUUGCAUUGUCAUAUUCACCUCAGAUUCUUGAGGACGGAAAUAUUCCUGUAACACCUAAUGAUGUUCUGAUCGAUGCCCUUGUGACACCUUCUGGUGUGGUUCCCAUUAGUCCUCGUGCUAUCGAGAGAAUGUGAGCUCAGGAGCUUGUGUCUGGAGAUGAAGCUCAGUUCAGUUUGUUCGUUGGCGCUUGAAGGUUGCAUUUUGGGUUUUUGCCAAUUCAGCAGCUGCAUCGGACAUCGCCAGAUAAUCAUUUUUUACUAAACUCGAGUCGAAUGUUGUUGAAUGAUGAGAUAUGAAAGACGUAAAAACAAAGAUUGUGUAAUGGUCUCUCACCCGUUCAUUCCAUAUAUAUUAAUAAGCUUUUCC